Messenger RNA from Lotus japonicus, 1409 nucleotides. RefSeq lists its product as uncharacterized. The transcript is spliced from 3 exons. NCBI's taxonomy places the organism in Eukaryota, Viridiplantae, Streptophyta, Magnoliopsida, Fabales, Fabaceae. The record is from RefSeq and is a predicted model, not a curated record. The coding region runs from base 50 to 1006 and encodes 318 amino acids. Gene Ontology annotation, cellular component: cytoplasm. Gene Ontology annotation, molecular function: mRNA binding.
CUGCACCAAUAGUGCUGACUGCUGAGACAGCCCCUGCAGUUCAAUUUCCAUGGCUCUCCAAAGAAACCUUCUGUGUCGGCGCCUCCACUCCCUCCUCAACCCCAAAACCUCUCACCCCCUCACAUUCAAAUUCCCACACAGACCCAUCGCAUCCUCAGUUGCCCUAGAACCACAAACCGAGCAAAACCAGAAACCCCCUCUCAGUACAUUCUUCCUCGAAGCGGUGGGUCUGUCGGAGAAAACCGCCACCAACGGCGGCGAAAGAGAACAACAAGAAGAAGAAGGUGACGGUGGCGACCCCGAGCUGCAGAACAAUCUGAGGCAGUUAGAGGAAGAGGUGAGAAGCUUCAAGGAGAAAACGAAGAACAUGCCGAAGAAACCUGAGAGGAGGAGCUUGUAUUCUGCGUUCACCAACAAACUUUCGCCUGUUAGUAUUUCGUCGCCGCCGCGGGGAAAGGAUGAGAACGCGAGGAGGGAACAACAAGUUAAGGCGCUUUCACCUGAUACGCUGGCGCUUGUUGAGUAUUUCUACGAAAAGGGGUAUUUUAAGGAAGCUAAUUUUGCUAAGGGUAAGGAAAGAUUUGACCCUGCUUGGUUUGAGAAACUUCACGCCUUGUGUUUUAUCAAGUGUGCAUCAAAGAAUUUUGCAAGAGAUAAUCAAGAAAUAGCCAAGUGGCUAUCAGGAAGUGCAUUGAAGCAAGUGGCAAUGUUUGGUUGCCCCUCCAGCGACCGGGGUGAUGUCUUUCCUGCCAAAAGACUACGGAAAUUUUUUGAGGUUCCAGAAAACACGGUUUGCAGUAAAUGCACGCUGCAACAAUCGUGCAUGUUUGCCAAUCAAACUGUGUGGAAAUGUGACACAAAUACAUUGGAUUUGGGGAUAGUUAUGAAGGUUAUUACUUCAUAUGCUUUAGAGUCAGUGCAUCCUCAGCUUGUAGUGCCUGAUGAAGUAAAAAAAUCAGUGAAUCAAUUGCUGAAGGAGGUUGUGAAACUGAGUCAAACCACCUGAGAUUCUUGGUUAACAAAACAGAAUAACUUGUGCUCUUUUAACAUUUUCUCACAUUUCCGAGAAGCUGAAUCACUCACCAAACCACCUGGUAGUUUGCAUCCAUAAGCAGUCUAUUUUUCGGAGAUUAGAUGAUCAAGUCAAGAUCAAGAGAAGGGAUUUUAUCUGGAAAAUCUAUUCGCCUCCAUGUUUUGGAAUUUCUGAUACGGAUCGCAACAUUUUCUUUUGAAGAUUAUACUGUGUAUCUCAUUUGACUGUUAGAAGAGGAUUUGAGAUCUAAUUAAUGAUCAGGAACCACUUAACUGUAGCAUUUAACCAAAACAUGUGAUAAUUAUUCUGCUGCUAAGUGUUUCUUGUGUUUCAAGAAUUCAAUUGGUGAUAUUGAAAUUUGAAAUGUGGUCAUAAA